Glycine soja is the source of this 2554-nucleotide messenger RNA. RefSeq lists its product as uncharacterized. The record is from RefSeq and is a predicted model, not a curated record. The transcript has 10 exons. The coding region runs from base 731 to 2479 and encodes 582 amino acids. NCBI's taxonomy places the organism in Eukaryota, Viridiplantae, Streptophyta, Magnoliopsida, Fabales, Fabaceae.
CAUGUAUUCUCAUAUCAGCAUCAGGUCCCUUGUAACUAAGUCUAUGUCUAUGAUUUGUUGGAUCACAUUCAAAGUGGUCUCUUACUUUUUCCCUUUCUAAAAUCAGAACAAAUCGCACCUCACAAGUCACAAGUCACCAGAACACGCACUCGUUCCUUUGCUUUAGGCCAAAGUUGAGCACAAAAGAAUAUAAAGAUGCUCAGAAUAAAGGGGUGAUUAGAAACUACAAGAUAUAUGAGAAUUCAGCAAAGCAUCGAUCAUGUGAUGAUGCUUCAUUCUUUGCUUGUAACAUAACCAACUCUAUUCAUAACGAUUCUUCUUAAUUUCAGGCUUGACUGUGUCAUGAUUUUCCCAUUCUCAAAAUAAAAACUGAACAACAUUUCACUGUACCCUUUUCAAAUAUUUUAAGGCUAAAGCCUUAAAGUUCUACAAAAGGGAACAAAAUGGGGCUUAGGAUUGACCCAAGUGCUGUUUUUCUGCAUCUAUGGCCAUUCACAGAAUGAGGAGCAAUUUGAGUUUUGGUGUUGAUGUUUAGUUAACUAGUUGUGCUAGGAGAAAACUGGUUUUUAGCAUCCGGCUGUGUGGUUUUCAAUCUUUAUCAUCUCUAGAGUGGUCUAAGUUCGAAUCUUUUGUGCUUGAGGGGCUGAAAGCAAGAUGAGUUUGUAGUGGAGGGUUUUAAAGAUCUCAGUGGAGGAGCAAUGGAACCUCCAACAGGAUUUUGGGCUUCAAUAUGGAACUUUGUUUGCUUUCUGCCAUUUUUCGUUGGUCUUUGGCUUCUUGGCAACAUCAAAGGUUUACAAUCAAUCAAACUUACUCAAACUGCAUUAUGACUUCAGGUGUCAUUUUUUGCCCGUUGGUAUGCUUAGUAAUGACAAUAGGCAACUCAGCUAUCAUACAUGGUCUUUGGCCCAUACAUUGUGUUUGGACAUAUUACUGUGUAGUGAGAUCUAAAAAAUUAGGACCUGCACUGAAGUUUGUUACAUGCACAUGUAUACUACCCUCGGUGUUGAUUUUAUGGCCAGUGGCUGGCAUUGUUGGGAGUGUUAUAGGUGGAGCUGCCUAUGGAUUUUUUGCACCAAUAUUUGCUACUUUUGAAGCUGUAGAGGGAGGAAAAGAGAACAAACUUUUCCACUGUUUUAUUGAUGGAACAUGGAGCACCAUUAGAAAGACCUUUGAUAUUGUCAACGAUGUGAAAAAUGAAUGCUAUGAUUCUUAUUUCUCGUUUAUGGAUGAUCUACUACAACCGAACGGGAAAUAUUAUGAGAUCAGGCUGCGAUAUCUUCCUGGUGCUAUUGUGGCUGCGGUUCUUGGGAUCAUUAUUGACAUGCCUGUUAUAUCAGUUGUUGCCAUAUUUAAAGGCCCUUACAUGCUUUUCAAAGGGUGGAAGCGUUUGUUUCAUGAUCUCAUGGGUCGUGAAGGCCCUUUCUUGGAGACAAUAUGUGUGCCUUUUGCUGGCCUUGCUAUUGUUCUGUGGCCACUGGCUGUUGUUGGGGCAGUUCUGGCAUCUGUGUUAGCCAGUUUCGUUCUUGGCGGAUAUGCAGGUUUUAUUACUUAUCAGGAAUCCUCUUUCUUGUUUGGCCUGGGGUACAUUGUUGCAGCUGUGUCCCUUUAUGAUGAAUACAGCAAUGAUAUUCUUGACAUGAAAGAAGGAUCCUGCUUCCCAAGGCCACGAUAUCGAAAAAUUACUGAAUUGAAAUUGUCAAGGACACCUUCCCGUUCAAUUUCCCUCCCAAAAACAAAGUCCUUAACAAAGACACUUUCUCAUGCAUAUUCACUGAAAGAUAAUAUACCCGAGUUCAAACCAUUUGAGCUGUUGGAUGGCUUGUUCAAGGAAUGUCAUCAGCUUGGAGAAUCACUGGUUUCUGAAGGGGUGAUAACACAUGAAGACAUACAAGAAGCAAAGUCAGGUAAAGGGAGUAGAGUCAUUAGAAUUGGUUUGCCAGCAUAUUGCCUUCUCCAAGUACUCAUGCGUUCUGCAAAAGCCAAUUCCCCUGGUAUAUUGAUAAGUGAAGAUACUGAACUAACUACCUCAAACAAACCGAAGGAACAAUUUUUUGAAUGGUUUCUUAAUCCCCUUUUAAUCAUUAAAGAACAAAUCAAAGCUGAAAAUCUUAAUCCGUCAGAAGAGAAUUACUUUGGCAAAUUAGUCCUCUUCAAUGGUGAUCCUGAGAGGAUAAAAAAAUCAUUUAUUGGCGCAGCCCCUGAAUCUGACCGCAAACGUGCUGAACUUGAUGCAUUGGCAAGGAGGCUUCAAGGGAUCACCAAAUUCAUCACAAGGUUCCCUACCUACAAGAGGCGUUUUGAUGUUAUCUUAAACACAUUAUCUGAUGAGCUUUCUGAGAAGCAUGGAACUACCAAAAUAAUUAGAUCAAAGAGUGCUUUUCCUCGGAUUUUAAGUUUGAAAUGCCAAACACCUAAAUCUAAUGAUUCUGAUCAAGAGUCUAAACAUACAAUAAUAGAUUUGGAAACUUCAUCAUAGGAACAUCAUGGUAUAUUGUCACAUAAUUUUAUCUUGAAAAGCAAGUGCAAAUCAUUACUUUGUCUGCUUUUGUUA